Ornithorhynchus anatinus (platypus) is the source of this 598-nucleotide messenger RNA. It is a transcript of the gene MAFG, whose product is annotated as MAF bZIP transcription factor G. Gene Ontology annotation, cellular component: nucleus. The coding region runs from base 91 to 504 and encodes 137 amino acids. The record is from RefSeq and is a predicted model, not a curated record. Lineage: Eukaryota; Metazoa; Chordata; Mammalia; Monotremata; Ornithorhynchidae. Gene Ontology annotation, molecular function: DNA-binding transcription factor activity, RNA polymerase II-specific; RNA polymerase II cis-regulatory region sequence-specific DNA binding. Gene Ontology annotation, biological process: regulation of epidermal cell differentiation; regulation of transcription by RNA polymerase II. The transcript is spliced from 2 exons.
CCGCAGAGCGCUCCCGCCUCGGCUUCCGGGUUAUGACGACCCCCGGCAAAGGAAACAAGGCCUUGAAGGUGAAGCGGGAGCCGGGGGAGAAUGGCAACCAGCCUGACGGACGAGGAGCUGGUGACCAUGUCGGUGCGGGAGCUGAACCAGCACCUGCGCGGCCUGUCCAAGGAGGAGAUCAUCCAGCUGAAGCAGCGGCGACGCACGCUGAAGAACCGCGGCUACGCGGCCAGCUGCCGGGUCAAGCGGGUCACGCAGAAGGAGGAGCUGGAGAAGCAGAAGGCGGAGCUGCAGCAGGAGGUGGAGAAGCUGGCCUCCGAGAACGCCAGCAUGAAACUGGAACUGGACGCCCUGCGCUCCAAGUACGAGGCCCUGCAGAACUUCGCCCGGACGGUGGCCCGCAGCCCCGUGGCCCCGGCCCGCGGCCCCCUCGGCGGCGGCCCGCCCGGCGGCGGCGGGCCCCUGGUCCCGGGAAGGUGGCCGCCACCAGCGUCAUCACGAUAGUCAAGUCGAAAAACGGAACGCCCGCUCCUAGGGGGGGCGCCCGGGCCCGCCCCCGUCCGUCCACCGUCCGCCCCGGACGCGAGACGGGCCCUCC